ACAAAAUCGUCACCCAUAUUUAGCACAAGUUGUGGUUUUCAUUUUUCAAUCGUCAGAAAAAUGGGUUCAGAAACGUUUCUGGAAGUGAUAUUGGCAAUCAUCCUCCCACCUGUGGGAGUCUUCCUUCGUUAUGGCUGCGCAGUGGAGUUCUGGAUAUGUUUGUUGCUGACAAUAUUGGGAUACAUACCUGGAAUCAUAUACGCAUUAUAUGUACUCGUCGGAUGAAUCGGUUGAAGCUUAAUUUGGAUCGUCAAGAACAAUAAGUGUGGGUGUUUAGUUUGUUCAAUGUAUGUUCGUCUUUUUUUUAAUCCAGGAUCUUAACUUUUC
This is a messenger RNA of Pyrus x bretschneideri (Chinese white pear), 327 nucleotides long. Its product is annotated as low temperature-induced protein lt101.2. The transcript is spliced from 2 exons. The record is from RefSeq and is a predicted model, not a curated record. The coding region runs from base 61 to 225 and encodes 54 amino acids. Gene Ontology annotation, cellular component: membrane. Lineage: Eukaryota; Viridiplantae; Streptophyta; Magnoliopsida; Rosales; Rosaceae.